UCUAUGUGAUUACGUCUUAUUAUUCUGUCUCUUCAUACUCACGAAGAUCUUAAUAUUAUAAUAAUAUCUUAGUAUUUUACUAUCUUAGUCCGUGGUCAUGACUCUUGAGACUAAUUCUAUUUCAACGAUUUAUUUAAGUUCGAAACUUUAAAUAUGAAAUAAUCCAAGCUUCAAGGUUGUACAAAAAGUAGGACAUAUCACUUAGGUACUUGGCAGUAACUAUAUAGUAGGUACAGCUUGGUUUAUAUCUGUGGGUACAGUUUAUUUUUUAUUGAUUAAUGGUUUUAAAUUUUUAAAUUGAAUAUUAUAUAUUCUUUACUUCUUCUUCUCCUGGCAUUAUUACUCUCUAAGAGUUUUGGCCGCCAUUACAAUAUCUGAACUAACUAUAUUAGUUGUUUUAUAUUAAUCGUCCACUAUUAUAGAAUAAUAAUAAGUCACUAAUGAAAACUUUUUAAUAUCGAUUUGAAACCGAUAGGUUGUUAAAUUAUGGCAGAUGUCGAAAGCAAUUUUUAUGGUUCUGUAAGAGUUGGCCAAAAAGUGAGUAUUGGGGCAUUCGAUGGGUUUGCUCGCUAUGUUGGUCCAAUCCCUGGAACAGAUUCUAUAUGGGUGGGAGUUGAAUGGGACAAUUCAAACAGAGGUAAACAUGAUGGAAUUCAUAACGGUAUCAGAUAUUUUAAAACUCUACAUCCUAACGGGGCAUCUUUUGUUCACUUAGAAAAAGUGAUGUCUCACAACGUUAGUUUUUUAAAUGCUUUUCAAAGUAAAUAUGGCCAAAAUUGUGGUAAUAAUAUUCAUCAGGAGAUAAUUGCAUUGAUGAAACAGUCUAAAAUGCCAUCAUUUGAACUAGUUGGAAUGCAAAAAAUUCAGAAAACACAAGCAUGUUUUGAUAAGUUAACUCAUGUAUGUCUAAGUCAUCACGGUAUAACAUGUGCAGGCAAUCCAAACGAAAUACAAGAUUGCUGUCCAAAUAUUGUGAAUUUAGAACUUUGUAAUAAUUGUUUUACUGAUUGGGGAACAGUAUCAGAAAUAGCUCAACAGUUAAAACAUUUGACAACUUUAAAUUUAAGCUUUAAUAAUAUAGAUUUACCACAAGAACCAAAUCAUCAAUUAAAGGAAUCUUUUAAAUGCUUGAAGAAAAUUGUUUUAGGUAAACUCAAUUAUAGCUGGCAUGAGAUCAUGUCUUUAUGUGAAGCAUUUCCAGUACUUGAAGUAUUAGAGGUCCCUGAUAACAAUAUAGAUAGACUUGAAACACAUUCAGUAGUCAUGGAGAAUCUUUUGUACUUAAACCUGGAAAAUAAUAAUUUAUCAUGGUCAGAAAUCAAUAAAUUGCGCUCUUUACCAAAAUUACAAACUUUAAAUGUCAAUCGAAAUGGAAUAAAAGACAUUCAAAUUGUACCGUCAUCGUUUACUUCACUUGAAUUUCUGAUGAUCAGUGAUAAUGACUUAUUACAUUUUGAAUCAUUAUGUGAGCUUAAUAAAUUACCAGCAUUAUGUUCUUUAAGAAUUCAAAAUAAUCCUCUAAUUAAGGGUAUGAGUGUAAGCAAUUACACCUUACAAAUAAUAGCAAGAAUUGCCAAUUUGAAGACGUUAAAUGGAACUAUGAUAACUCUUAAAGAACGACAAAAUAAUGAAAGAGAUUUCUUAAAGGAUUUGGACAUGAUAUGGCAUAGACAGUUAAAAAGUGCAGAAGAAAGAGCUGCAUUUUUGACUAAACAUCCACGAUAUAUGGAACUCAUUGCUAAAUAUGGUUCUGAUUACUCGGAAGACCUGAACACGUCAAACAAAAUAAAAACAAUAAAAAUUAGAAUUGUGAACUUUUGCAAAGAAACCAGUACAGAAAAGGAUGUAAUAAUAAAAACACUUCCAAUUACUAUGACACUUAAUCGUUUAAAAGAUCUUGGAAAACGUAUAUUUGGUCUAGGCAAUAAACAACUUGAAUUUUCUUACCUAAUAAAAGAGAAACCAGAUAUUGAAUAUACCAUGGAAAACAUGAAUCAAACAUUAGAUUAUUAUUCUGUUGAAGAUGGAAACACAGUAUUAAUUAAAUGGUAAAAAUAAUAAUGCAACCUUAAUUUUUAAUUGUUAAUCUAUUAAUUGUAUUUUUAAAUGUUUUAUUUUGUACUUUUAACAAUUUUAAGUUGUUUCAUCGUUUAUUAAAUAAAAAAAAAUUAUAUAUAUAAAA
Molecule: messenger RNA, 2182 nt
Organism: Metopolophium dirhodum (rose-grain aphid)
Lineage: Eukaryota; Metazoa; Arthropoda; Insecta; Hemiptera; Aphididae
Gene: Tbce
Product: tubulin-specific chaperone E
Exons: 11
Coding region: 487-2052 (521 amino acids)
Molecular function (GO): protein binding
Source: RefSeq, a predicted model, not a curated record